CUGUAUCCAAUAGCAACGCGGCGUUUCGCGGUGCGGCCCAAUCAGCGCUCACUAGGCGGGCGGCCAUGACAGUGGGCGGGCCGGGGCGGCUCCUCCCGGCUGGCGGCGGUGAAGAUGGCAGAUUUCCUGAAGGGGCUCCCGGUGUACAACAAGAGCAACUUCAGCAGAUUCCAUGCGGAUUCCGUCUGCAAGGCUUCCAACCGCCGCCCCUCGGUGUAUUUGCCCACCAGAGAAUUCCCCUCGGAACAGAUUAUCGUGACAGAGAAGACGAACAUCCUCCUGCGCUACCUCCACCAGCAGUGGGACAAAAAGAAUGCGGCCAAGAAGCGGGACCAGGAGCAGGGGGAGCUGGAGGGGGAGAACUCGGCCCCGCCCCGGAAAAUCGCCCGGACCGGGAGCCAGGACAUGACCGAGGACACUUAAAACUCCCGGAAUUCCCGGAAUUCCCCAGGCUCUUCCCGCUUUUUUCACCCCCUCCCCCACCCCGCUGGGAAUUCCCGGGAUCCGCCCUAUUUAUUUGGGAUUCGCCUCUUUCCCGGUUUUUUGGGGUCGCGUUGGUGGAGCGGGGUUUUGGCGGAGAGGGAGAAGCUGAUUCCCAAAAUUCCCGGUUUUCCCGGGAUUCCUGGGUUUUAUUCCCUGUGAGAUCCUGGAGUUCCUUAUUCCCAAAAUUCCCUGUGAGAUCCCGGAGUUCCCGGGUUUUAUCCCCCGCGAGAUCCCGCAAUUCCUUAUUCCCAAAUUUCCUGUUUUUCCUGGAAUUCCCAGGUUUUAUUCCCUGCGCUAGCCCGGAAUCCCUCAUUCCCAGAAUUCCCAUUUUUCCCGGGAUUCACUCCUGAGAUCUCCCAGGAGAACUCAUUCCCAAAAAUUCCACUUUUUCUGGGGGGGGAGGAUUCCUGGGAUUUUUUUCCUGCUCAAUCCCAGAAUUCCU
Messenger RNA from Pseudopodoces humilis (Tibetan ground-tit), 925 nucleotides. RefSeq names its product DET1 and DDB1 associated 1 (gene DDA1). Gene Ontology annotation, cellular component: Cul4-RING E3 ubiquitin ligase complex. NCBI's taxonomy places the organism in Eukaryota, Metazoa, Chordata, Aves, Passeriformes, Paridae. The record is from RefSeq and is a predicted model, not a curated record. Gene Ontology annotation, biological process: positive regulation of proteasomal ubiquitin-dependent protein catabolic process.